Penicillium lagena is the source of this 1929-nucleotide messenger RNA. Its product is annotated as Zn(II)2Cys6 transcription factor. The record is from RefSeq and is a predicted model, not a curated record. Bases 1 to 1929 code for a protein of 642 amino acids. Gene Ontology annotation, biological process: regulation of DNA-templated transcription. Lineage: Eukaryota; Fungi; Ascomycota; Eurotiomycetes; Eurotiales; Aspergillaceae. Gene Ontology annotation, molecular function: zinc ion binding; DNA-binding transcription factor activity, RNA polymerase II-specific. The transcript has 3 exons.
AUGACCAAAGGCUGUUACACUUGCCGACGGCGUCGCAUCAUCUGCGAUAAUGGCCUGCCCACCUGUCGGAAGUGUCGCGAUGCAGGGAAGGAAUGUCUCGGCUAUCAGAAGCCAUUGGUCUGGGUGAAAGGUGGCGUGGCGAGUCGCGGCAAGAUGAUGGGGAGGAGCUUUGAUGAAGUGAAUAAAUCGGCGCCUGGGACAAAAAAGCAAGCUCAAGCUCAAGCUUCCCCUGCUGAAACCCUCGCUGCAGUGGCCGGGACUGUUUUUUUCCCGCACGAGUCUUCGUCCGACGCUGAUAGCUCUGCAAGCCAUGUUAGUCCGGAGACUGAUGCUUGGAUUCACGAGACCGUGGAGAACGUUGCCGAAAACGAAGUGGCACGGUCUGUCCCAGAGGAGCCAGAAAUGGGGCUGGUUCACGUUCCUCAAGGUUCACCUCCAGCCGAGUAUAUUCCCACGCCGUGGGGAUUAGUAGAUCCACUGCUCAAGGAUCUAAGCCCAGCUUCAAGGUUUUACAUUUUUCAUUUCAACCACCAUGUCGUGGGCGACUUUUCGCUAUACACUCAGGUCAAAAAUCCCUACCGUGAUCUCCUCGCCGUCGUGGGCAGCUCUGCCGUUCUCGGCCACGGUCUCUCCGCAAUGGGGGCUCUACACUAUUCCCUGCUCUCGGACUGGGACUCCGCCGUGAUGCCAUGGUCCCCCGAUAAUCAACUGGCGAACGGCCAACCGAUGUCUCCCGAGGCGAUUGAAAACGCCAUCAUGCCGGCGGCAUCUCGCCGGCCGUCGUCAAAGGCAUACGAGCAUUUCCUGGAAUACAAGCAGCGCGCCCUCAACCAGUUGGCUAAGGAUCUAUCUAAUCCAAUAAUGCAGAAGGAUGACAGGACUUUGGCUGCCAUUGUCGUUCUUGCUCUCUUGGAUCUGUACGAGUCAGGCAGUGGAGCGUGGAGCUACCACGUUGAGGGUGCCAAAAAUCUCCUUAAAAGCCGACCCGACACUCAGCCAGGACAGAGAAUCAUUGAAGGAUUGGACACUUUCGCUAUUGACGGGUGCUUAAUCAUGGAGAUUAUGGGAUCUACACUAGCCCGUCCCGGCGCCCUCUCCAAGCCCUUCUACUCUUCGUCCAUGGGCCCCGCCAUCCUCAAACGCCUCGAAGAAACGUCCUGGGUCGGCUGUCCAGCCUACCUCCUCGAAGUGAUCUUCUUCGUGCACGCCCUCUGGUACCCGGACUCCGAAUCAAGCACCACAACAACCCCCCAACCCUCAGCGCUCCCAUCCUUCCAACCGGGCCAACCUUUCACACUCGACUCCUUCUCGGCCCUCCUCCAAGGGAUCCGCAACUUCGACCCCAUCUCCUGGGCCGAGGAGAUGCAAGCAUUUUACUUCAUCGAGGAUCUCUCCGCCCGCGUCGCCCUCGCAACGGCCUACCAAGCCGCUGUCUACCUCUACACAAGCCGUGUCCUCUCCCGCACGAGACCGGGCUUCGACCCGCCCUGGACAGACGUCGGACUCCCCUCCGACCACGCCUCCGUCGCAACAGAUCUCAUCACCCAGAUCUGUCUCGUCCCGCACUCAGACCCGCACUUCAAGUGCCUCAUCUGGCCCACCUUCAUCGCAGGCGCGGAAUCCCGUCGCCCCUCACAGCGUGCCCUCAUCCUCGAGAAACUGGGCGCCCUCUACGGCGCCGUGACGAGUGUCAACGUCCGCAACGCGGCUUGGGUACUGCGUCUGAUGUGGCAGAACCAUGAUUUCAAGCACCGUCGGCGCCGCGAGGCUGACUCGGAUCUUCCUUCGGAUGCCGUGGACGAGCAGUUUCUGGAUGGCUCUGACCUGCCAAUUCUGAAUGCUGACGGCGACGAUAAUGAUGAAUAUGAUCACUCCUUUGAUUGGGUUGAAGAGUUGGAUCAGUCGCGUCUGGACUGGCUGUUUAUAUGA